This is a messenger RNA of Teleopsis dalmanni, 483 nucleotides long. It is a transcript of the gene Dsk, whose product is annotated as drosulfakinins. The record is from RefSeq and is a predicted model, not a curated record. The transcript has a single exon. Bases 21 to 413 code for a protein of 130 amino acids. Lineage: Eukaryota; Metazoa; Arthropoda; Insecta; Diptera; Diopsidae.
CCAGAGGCGAACAUCUAAAGAUGUCCGAAGUACCAAAAAAUUCGUUCUCCAUUAUUUUAAUGGUGUUCUCGUUUUGUUGGUAUAUACUCAUACCACAGAGCUUCGCAAAUUCUCUGGAAACCAUUAAAACGGAAACACGUGAAACGAGUAACAUAAAUAAUCAAAAUCGAAAUAUUUUGGCGGCUGCUCAAGUUCUACCAGACAGGCGGAACAUUAGAUCUAUUUAUGGAUUUAGUCCAAACAUGUUGCAAUUUUCGCGUGUCAAGUUUCCUAUGGAAUUGGGUUUGCUUGUAGAGAAUGAUGAAGGCGAUAGAUCGAAGAGGUUUGACGAUUAUGGUCAUAUGAGGUUCGGUAAACGAGGAGGUGAUGAACAGUUUGAUGAUUACGGACAUAUGCGAUUCGGUAAACGAUAAGAGACAUCACUUGGAAUAAUAAAAAUUUGUUAUGGACCUUGGCAAUUAUAAAUGAAAAAUGUACUUAAUA